Messenger RNA from Cotesia congregata, 312 nucleotides. The record is from the annotation of a GenBank genome assembly. NCBI's taxonomy places the organism in Eukaryota, Metazoa, Arthropoda, Insecta, Hymenoptera, Braconidae.
AUGGUCCGACUUGCUGAGUUAGCUGGUGAUCAAAUUUCCGGAGAUCAAUCUCGGACAUUUGUUUUUCAAGACGAAGGCCACACUCUAGGAAAUGCUCUCCGGAGUAUUAUUACACACUAUCCCGACGUGGAAUUUUGUGGUUAUACAGUGCCACAUCCAGCAGAGCCGAAAAUGCACUUCAGGAUCCAGAUGAAAGGCAACGGCCGUGCCGUUGAUGCACUGAGACGUGGUCUCAAAGACCUCGAGGCAGCUUGCGAUCAUGUCACCCAGGUUUUUACUGAAAAAUAUGAAGCUUUUGUUAAUGAACAAUAA